AUGGGAGAUCGGCGCCCCGGUGUGCACCGGAUGAUAUUGAUUAUAUGGAAACCACAGGGUGGCUUCUUAUUGGGCGCACCUGAUAAUCUGGCGCACCUGAAUAAAUCUGGAUUUGAUGGUAGCCCGCAGGGUUUGCCUCCUGGGUUGUGGUGGCUGAAUGUAGGUCUAGGAGAAAAGUUGAGCUUUGCAAGAGACAGGUUAAUGGAGAAUUUCUUGUGGACUAUUGGAAUGAUAUUUGAGCCAGAAUUUGGAUAUUGUCGGAGAAUGUCUACAAAGGUCAAUGUGCUCCUAACAACAAUUGAUAACGUUUAUGACGUAUAUGGCACCCUAGAUGAACUUGAAUUAUUCACCGAUGCAGUUGAAAGAUGGGAUGUCAAUGCAAUAGAGCAACUUCCAGACUAUAUGAAGAUUUGUCUCUUAACUCUAUAUAACACAAUCAAUGAACUAGCUUAUGAUACCUUUAAGGAACAAGGACUUCACAUCCUUCCUUACUUAAAGAAAUUUGUUCUUAUUAAUAAUGUUCUUAAAUCAUUUGUGAUGGUACUCGUUUUUUUUAUGUAUAAUGAUAACUAUUCUAUCACUUUAAUGCUUUCCAGUGGGCAGAUUUAUGUAAAGCUUACUUGUUAG
Messenger RNA from Jatropha curcas, 627 nucleotides. NCBI's taxonomy places the organism in Eukaryota, Viridiplantae, Streptophyta, Magnoliopsida, Malpighiales, Euphorbiaceae. The record is from RefSeq and is a predicted model, not a curated record.